AUGUCUUCAAAUACAACAAAAACAGAUGAAAAUAAUGAUCAAAUUGAUACAAAUGAGAGACAAAGUGAAUUAGCUAACUUAGCAGCUGAUGCUGAUAUACCUCUAGAUGAAUUGCUCAAAUUGUAUAAGAAGAAUGCAGCAACUAUUGAUAAUGAUAGAACAGAAGAUGAAGAAUCUUAUUCUUCAUCAGAUAUAUAUGAUGAUGAUGACGACAAUGAUGAUGAUCGUAAUGAUCGCAGACAGCAUUUACUUCAUGUAAAUGGAGAUUUAUUAUUAGAAGGUGAUGAUGAUACAGAAGACAGUUUAUACGAGCCCGAUAUUAUUAAGCUUAUUAAUGUUGGUGAUGAAUAUCAAGCACAAUUUGAAUUAAAGCCAGAAUUUGAUUCAUCGAACGAACAUUGUGAUGAGAGAGAAGUUCCAAUCGAUGAAGUACUUUGGUCUUCAACUUCUGCAAAUGAUGUUGAUAAUGAAAAUAUCGAUGAAUAUUUGAAAAAGAUUCAUACUGAAUAUCCAUCAUCUGAUGAUGAAAUAUCUCUUCAAACUCUUUACAAUUGUCAAUUAAAUACUGAUUUAGCACUUGUUAAAUUUCGUCAGUUAUCUACUAAAACUAUUUAUUCUUAUCCGACAUGGUCAUUUGAAGAAAUACGACAAUUUGAAGAAGGUCUACGUGAAUAUGGAAAGAAUUUUUUUAAAAUAUCUAUUUUUAAAUGUCCAAAUCGAUCGGUUCGUGAAUUAGUUUAUUUUUAUUAUCAAUGGAAAAAAAGUGAACGAUAUGAUUUGUUUAUCGAAGAACAACAACGUAUUAAUUCACUUAAUUCUGUGAGUGAUAUUAUUGAAAAAUUUAUUGAAGAACAAGAACAACAAUUAUGCACUGCAACCGGUGUAGUUGAUCCAACAAGUUCAUCCUCUUUUCUUUUGAAUGAUUUUAAAUUACAUACUCCACUAUCAUCAAAUUCUUCAAUCUCAUUUGUAACUAUUCAUCAACAAGAAACAACCACAACAACAACAACAACAAAACGAUCAUAUGACGAAGUAGAUAAUGAUCAUAAUGAAUCAUCAUCAUCAAAGAAAACGUCACUUAAUACACAUACUUCAUCAGCGGAAGCGACAGCAACUAUCGUAUAA
Adineta steineri is the source of this 1125-nucleotide messenger RNA. NCBI's taxonomy places the organism in Eukaryota, Metazoa, Rotifera, Eurotatoria, Adinetida, Adinetidae. The record is from the annotation of a GenBank genome assembly.